AACAGAAACAUACUAAAUAUAGUAAUAGUAAAGUAAUGUCAGGAGCCCAAGGAACUUUGCCGCCGGGAAGCACGACGGCAACAACAUAUCAUUCCGUACCAGGGGGAGAGAACCAGAGUCGAAUGGAUAUCCACUCCAAGGAUGACGAGGGUAAGAUUCAGAUCGAUAAAAUACAAGAUAAGGUGGAGGAUUGUGCCGGUCGCGGCGGCCCUGUUUUUGGCGAUGCAGUGUCGGCCACCGUCGAAGCGCAAGAACAAGGCCGCCGCGACAAGCCGGACCCCGGUGUUACCGGCACCGGAUAGAUGGUAACUACCAGUUGCUUGAUGAUGUCAAGUGGUGUUUUGUGUGGUUAAUUUUGUCUUUACUUUGUUAGUUUCUUCUAGUGUUUAAUUAGCAGCUUAUGUACGUAUGUGUACAAGUUUCACAUCGUUGGACAUAAUAUGAUAUGGUAACAUGUUUUAAAUAGUUGUUGCUAAAA
Molecule: messenger RNA, 478 nt
Organism: Helianthus annuus (common sunflower)
Lineage: Eukaryota; Viridiplantae; Streptophyta; Magnoliopsida; Asterales; Asteraceae
Exons: 1
Coding region: 36-302 (88 amino acids)
Source: RefSeq, a predicted model, not a curated record